AUGGCAUGCUGUGCAGUGGCUGCGUACAUUGUCUGGAGGUUGGUCAGCCUUCAUGAUCGGCUCUUUCAGAUGUACACUAAAUCAGAGGAGUAUCUGUGCGAGAAGGAGAAGCAAGACAAGAGAAACGACGCUAAAAGGCCUUCACAACAGUACGGAAGAUGCAUUUUAACAGUCCGGGGCCUAAGCUGCAGUUCAUGCGUUCGCCAGAUCGAAGCAGCCCUUCAGACCCUCCCAGCUGUGAGAUGCGCACAAGUGUCGCUGGUGCUCCUGAGGGCAAGUGUGGAAUACGACCCACGACACGCUUCAUCGGCGGAUCUUGUUGCCGCCAUACACAAGGCCGGCUAUGAAGCUCAAGAGGACGAGCGAGCGACUGCAGAAUAUGGCCCCAAUGGCCGUCACGGCUGUAUCCGGGACAUGGUCGAUUCUUUCUCUGCGUCCGAGGCCACCUGGGAGCAGAAUGUUGCACAACACCGCCACGACUUCAAGGUCAGUGUGACACUGGCUGCUGUGUCUUGGAUCGGCAGCAGUGCCUUCGCGUAUAUGACGCAAGCUUUCCCGUCCUCAACAUCGGCUUUGCCAGCCUUGCUUUUGGUCUUGCAAGCAGUGGUGGCUCUGGCGUGUCUGGCUGUGUCUAGACGUGUCCAUAUGCACGCCCUGCAAUCUGUGACUGGUCGCAGACCGCGGACGGUGGAGACACUGGCCUCGGCCGGCAUGCUUACGGCUAUGGCAGAUUAUAUUCUAGUAUGGUGCCGUGAAGCCUGCGGAAACCGAGAACCGCAUGUGUUCCCCCGUCUCGGAGGCAUAACUAUGUUGUGUACCUCCAUACUGGGUGUCCAGCUCCUAAAGACGGUGGCAUCGCGGCACUCUCUUGGCCAAGUCACCCGCCUGGCCAGCUUAUUCCCUCAUACAGCGGCCGUCCUUACUGCUUCCAAAAUCACUGAAUCGACCUAUGUCUCUGUGGACCUAGACAUGUUAGUGCCUGGGGACACGUGUCGGAUUGGUACGGGAGACCGACUUCCAGCCGAUGGCCACGUGCUGUCGGGGACGGCCUGGAUAGACGAGACCUGGAUGACAGGCGACCAUCAGCCGAAAUCUGUGGACGCGGCCAGCGGAGAUGCCGUCUUUGCCGGUUGUACCAUUAUCCAGGGCGACAUCGUGGUGUGCAUCGACAGUUGUGGACCCAAGAGCAGACUAGGCCAGCUGCUCGAACGUGUCUUGGCCUCAGAACAGACCACCGGCUCGGUCGAGCACGGAACCGGACUGUUUGUCGAUACCAUCCUCCUGCUGGUGAUCGUUGCAACAGCCACAUCGCGACUCGUCCAGGACUUGUCGUGGACAGAGUGCCGCCAGAGCAUGACCAGCAUGCUGGUGUGUGCUUGUCCUUGCACACUGGAACUCGGCGAGUCCAUCUCGCUUAUAUCCGCUGCCGCAUCUGCGGCCAAGGCGAACAUCCGGCUGCACACGAAUCCCCGACGGAUAGAAGAUGCUGGUCGGGUCAAGACGGUGCUGUUGGACAAGACCGGAACUCUGACAACAGGGGUGCUGAGUGUCAGCUGGUGCGGCCUCGCACCUCACUGGAUGGAAACAGAAAAGUCCAGGGCCGAGUGGUGGGCACUGGUCGGUGCCGUUGAGCAGCACGACGAUAUUGCUGCGAAGCAUCCACUGGCUCGAGCCAUUCUACGGGAAGCCCAAGUGCAAGCGGCAUCAGCCUCGGCAGCCGACAGCCGUCCACGCGUAUCGGUAGUACGUGCGGACUACGAACCAGGAAGAGGCGUGCAUGGCUGGCUUGUCUUGGGUGAUAACACUCCUGCCAUUCCAGGCUCUUCCAUUAACGCCCGCCAUGUUGUCGUGGGCAGCCGCAGCUUCCUCGCAGCUUUGGGUAUCGAGCACGACAUGUCAUCCGUUCCCGAGACAGCACGCGCAGAUGUGGCCACGACCGUCUGUGUGGCCAUCGACCGGAAGCACGCGGGCACUCUGGUCUGCCGCGACGUUGUGCGGCCUUCUGCGCUAGAGCUCGUGCGCAGGCUCUCACAACAGGGCGUGCGCGUUGGAAUGAUCACGGGAGAUGCUUGGAGUGCCGCGCUGCGAGUCGCUGGUGCCGUCGGCAUCUCUGUGGAGAACGUUCAUGCAGAGCUGCUUCCGCUGGACAAGGCCGGCGUCGUUCUAGCGGCACGGCGGCGUGGCCCUGUCGUGGUUGUUGGUGACAACCUCAACGACACGGGGGCGUUUGCUGAGUCAUCAUUUAGUAUCUACGUCGGUUCGGAUACGGUCUGUGCUGGCGAAACCGAUGCGAUGCUGCUGUCCGGGCAGACACGAAACGACGCGGCCCAUGUGCGUGUUGAUCUAGAACAGAUACAAGACGUCAUUCUGCUGGCCAAGACAACGAUGGACCGCAUCCGACAAAACCGGUGGGCAAGCCUGGCCUACAAUAUUGUGGCUCUGGCUUUGGCGUCUGGCCUGCUGCAAAACAUCCAUCAUCGCCUGUAUUUCUCGCCGUACGUUGCCCUGCUUUGA
This is a messenger RNA of Grosmannia clavigera kw1407, 2514 nucleotides long. RefSeq names its product haloacid dehalogenase-like hydrolase. Gene Ontology annotation, molecular function: copper ion binding; ATP binding; P-type divalent copper transporter activity. The coding region runs from base 1 to 2514 and encodes 837 amino acids. Gene Ontology annotation, cellular component: membrane. NCBI's taxonomy places the organism in Eukaryota, Fungi, Ascomycota, Sordariomycetes, Ophiostomatales, Ophiostomataceae. Gene Ontology annotation, biological process: copper ion homeostasis. The record is from RefSeq and is a predicted model, not a curated record. The transcript has 2 exons.